AGCUGCAAAUAUGUCUUUCUGUAAGGAUAUAUUUGGAUACAUUUUUUACUCUUUCGGGUACUUUUUGUACACAAUCUUAUGGGGUUUGAUGAAUUUCUAUCAAAAUUGGAUGUCUCCUCCAAGCACUAGCUAUGAAAGAAGUUGUGAGGUUCGGAACAUUAUGUGGAGACGCAAGUUUUUUAUGAUUGAUGUUGUCUCGCCCCGGGAUUUUAUCACGUGUCAUGAAAUGUUCACGGAUCCAGGAUACGUUCUUCAGCCGAACGUUUCUCUAUAUUGUUUGACAAAAGACUACGCAUAUUUCGUGGAAACACCGGCGUCUGUUGAUGUUUUCAACUCCGACACCAGUUCAUUUUUGUACAUAGGACAGUUUACUAACGCUUUGAAAGUCAUAAAAUUUCCUUUGGCUUCAUUUUGUAAACUUGCGGAUCGUCUCGGAAACCCAAAGGUGAAGGUUUGUUUCAUGCCAAACACAGGACGAUGUGGUAGUACAUUGCUUGCGAACGCUUUAGGAAAAGUUCCAGGGACCCUUCUAUACGCAGAACCAGACUGUUUAACCAACAUAGGACACCUUUGGAAACAAAAACACGUGACCCAGUCAGAGUAUGAGCGUAUGGUAGUUGCAACGAUGAGAAUUUUGUGUAAACCGCGUCAAGAAACGGAUACGAUUUGUAUAAAAACACGAUCUUGUGCAAGUUGUCAUCUAAAUACUAUCAAAAUGUUUUUCCCAGAAUUCAUUAUUAUAUUUGGCUACCGUAAUAGUUUAAAGACAGUGUCCUCUUUCCUGGGCUUAAUGUUGUCAGAAACUGCGCAAAGUUUGGCCAUGUACCUUAUCGAUAGUGAUACUUUCUCCAAAUAUAUUCCAUGGUUUCGUCGUCGAUUCUUCUACUAUUUCUGCUUCAUGCUUGAAGAAAACUUUUUCACCGAAAUCGCUGAUAAGAUGAAUACGGUAGAGCUUUUUACAUACGCCUGGGCUAAUUGUAUUAAAGUUAUACAAGAAUUCCUAAGCCAGGGUGGUGUACUUACGCCUAUUCUAUACGAAGAUAUGGACGCGAAUAAAGUUGCAACACUGGAAAACGUUUUUAAAGAAUUGGAUAUUGACAAGAAACAUGUCGCAGUUGCUCUAAAGGCGUUUACUGAAGAUUCCCAAGCUGGCAGCCCCCUAAGUAGAGAAAAUAUAAGCAAUUUGAAAAGAAGAAAAAUCAGUAGAGAGAAUAUUGUUAAAGCAAAUAUGAUACUUGCAAAGUUUGAUUUACCAAACCUUGGCGAAGAGUUUAGACUAACAAAAGGAUAGAUAUAUGCUUCUUAAUUGCUGAUAAUGUAAUUCCUUGUUUUGGUCAUGACGUCAUUUUAGUGGAUUUUUUAAACUGGUUUCACAGCAAUGGAGUUCUAACGA
Ruditapes philippinarum (Manila clam) is the source of this 1393-nucleotide messenger RNA. RefSeq lists its product as uncharacterized. Bases 11 to 1291 code for a protein of 426 amino acids. The record is from RefSeq and is a predicted model, not a curated record. The transcript has a single exon. Lineage: Eukaryota; Metazoa; Mollusca; Bivalvia; Venerida; Veneridae.